Molecule: messenger RNA, 1982 nt
Organism: Vicia villosa (hairy vetch)
Lineage: Eukaryota; Viridiplantae; Streptophyta; Magnoliopsida; Fabales; Fabaceae
Product: probable anion transporter 4, chloroplastic
Exons: 9
Coding region: 141-1682 (513 amino acids)
Biological process (GO): transmembrane transport
Cellular component (GO): plastid
Molecular function (GO): phosphate transmembrane transporter activity
Source: RefSeq, a predicted model, not a curated record
UAACUGAUUGACUCCAAAAUUUGACCACUUUUACACUCUGCUAAAAACGAGGUCAUUUUGGUAAUUAAGAACUAGUAGCAUACUAUCCUAACAACCCCGGUGCCACAGCCACAACGAACUCCGUCUCGACCACCACGUCGAUGUCCUUCGCCAUCGUUUUCGGCGGAGCAACCGCCUUAAAACCACCAACAUUACCCAGAAAACACCGUAGCAUAGUCGCAAACUUCUCCUCAUCCAAACUCAACCUAACAUGUUCGGGAUUUCAGAAAAGAAUCCAAUAUCCCAAUGUCUCAACCUCUUUCCGUCCCCUUCUCCGCCUCCGCGUUUCUUCCAACGAUGCACAGUUCAACUCAGCUCCCGAAAACAACAGCCAACAACAACCGAGUUUCACCGAGUUCAUCACUUCUGAGCGAGUCAAAGUGGUGGCGAUGCUCGCUCUUGCUUUAGCUCUCUGCAACGCCGAUCGUGUAGUCAUGUCUGUUGCCAUGGUUCCUUUGUCGCUCGCCAACGGUUGGGGCCGCGCUUUCUCCGGAAUCAUUCAGUCUUCGUUUCUGUGGGGAUAUCUGAUUUCGCCUAUAGGUGGAGGAAUAUUGGUGGAUAAGUAUGGUGGCAAAGUGGUCAUGGCUUGGGGUGUCACACUAUGGUCACUUGCUACUUUUCUUACUCCAUGGGCUGCAGAGACUUCUCUUUUGACUCUGCUUGCUGUCCGGGCUUUGCUCGGUGUGGCUGAAGGUGUGGCUCUUCCUUCCAUGAAUAACAUGGUGGCCAGAUGGUUUCCUCAAACUGAAAGGGCAAGGGCUGUUGGCAUUUCGAUGGCUGGAUUUCAGCUUGGAUGUGCAAUAGGGCUCACACUUUCUCCCAUUCUCAUGUCGCAAGGCGGUAUAUUUGGUCCAUUUGUGAUUUUCGGUUUGUCUGGGUUUCUCUGGGUGUUGGUAUGGCUGUCAGCAACAUCAAGCACUCCUGACCGAAGUCCUCAGAUAUCAAAAUAUGAGCUGGAGUAUAUAUUGAGUAAAAGACCAAAGUCUUUUCCGGUGGAGGCAAAUAAAGUUAAAGUUAUCCCUCCUUUCAGGCGCUUGCUUUCAAAGAUGCCAACAUGGGCUCUAAUUGUGGCAAACUCCAUGCAUAGCUGGGGUUUUUUUGUUGUUCUUUCUUGGAUGCCAAUAUACUUCAACUCAGUAUAUCGUGUGGAUCUCAGGCAGGCGGCGUGGUUUAGUGCCGUUCCAUGGGUUGUGAUGGCUAUCACGACUUAUCUUGCUGGCUUUUGGUCAGAUAUGAUGAUACAAAGGGGUACAAGUGUUACUUUGACUCGUAAGAUUAUGCAGUCCAUUGGUUUUGUUGGUCCUGGAGUUAGCCUCAUUGGUUUAGCAACAGCAAGAAACCCUUCGGUUGCUUCUGCUUGGCUUACAUUGGCCUUUGGCUCAAAAUCUUUCGGUCACUCUGGUUUUCUUGUGAACUUUCAGGAUAUUGCACCACAGUACUCUGGUGUUUUACAUGGAAUGGCAAAUACUGCUGGAACACUUGCUGCUAUAAUUGGAACAGUUGGAGCUGGCUUUUUUGUUGAGCUAGUUGGUUCGUUCCGAGGAUUUCUGCUGCUCACAUCACUCUUAUAUUUUCUAGCUGCCCUUUUCUACUGCCUAUUCUCUACGGGAGAAAGAGUAAAUUUUGACGAUCCUGCCGGCUGAAGAGUACCGGAAGCUAAAUAGAGUACUACUGUACAGUUCAAUUACUUGUACAUGAGAGGAGAUUAAGUGUAGUGUCACAGAUGCUUUUCAUUUUCUAACUGUCAUGUUAUGUUGUAUAAGAGACACCAACCAUCUGCGGUUGUAAAAUUGAUGUAUAGUUUUUUGCCCAUGUGCAUUGAAGGUCUCUUCUACAUGCAUUUGAUCUUUUUGGUGUUCUAACAUGUUGGAGAAUAUUCUUAAAAUAUAAUGAACAAGGACAAAAUAUGGAUAUGGGGUGUUAUAAGGCGCACCAUUUUUAAA